This is a messenger RNA of Phytophthora infestans T30-4, 1533 nucleotides long. RefSeq lists its product as uncharacterized. The transcript has 2 exons. Gene Ontology annotation, cellular component: mitochondrion. The record is from RefSeq and is a predicted model, not a curated record. The coding region runs from base 1 to 1533 and encodes 510 amino acids. NCBI's taxonomy places the organism in Eukaryota, Oomycota, Peronosporomycetes, Peronosporales, Peronosporaceae. Gene Ontology annotation, biological process: proteolysis. Gene Ontology annotation, molecular function: metalloendopeptidase activity; metal ion binding.
AUGGUGUCGCCGCGAAGUCUCCAGGCGCUGCGUCGCUCGACUCGCGUUUUCUCACAGGCGCACACACCCUCGCAGGCCGUAGACCCCAAGGACAUCCUGAAACCGGAGCUUCCCAAGGAUGCCAAGCCGCAGCUGUCACUGGAGCAGGAGCUGCCGGGUCUGCCUCAACUCAAGCCUGCGAGCCAACUAAAGCCCCCGCAGACGGAAAUUUCGGUGCUUCCCUCAGAUCUGCGUGUUAUUUCGCAGGAGACGUACGGCCAGGCAGCCACGCUCGGCAUCUUCAUCGACGCCGGUAGCCGCUUCGAAGACGACGACAGCAUCGGUGUGAGCCACCUACUGGAGCAUCUUGGCUUCAAGAGCACCACGUCGCGCUCACAUGCGCAGCUGGUUCACGAAAUCGAGGACAUCGGCGCACUAACAACGUCCUCGUGCGGACGCGAGCAGAUCAUCUACACAAUCGACUUGCUCCGCGACAACGUGGAGAAAGGUUUGGAGCUGCUAGCCGACGCCAUUCUCAAUGUAGACCUGGUACCCGAGGAGAUGGAGGGCAUUAAGGCCAUCAUGCGCAUUCAGACGGAGGAUCUGAUGGAGAAUCCGCCCGCCAUGCUGCAGGAGUUUAUCCACGCUGCUGCAUACGGCACCGACUCUCCACUCGGACGACCACUGCAGUGUCCGCUGGAUAAGAUCGAUGCGCUGACUGUGGAAAAGGUCAAGAAGUUCCGUGAUGAGCACUUUGUCGCCCAGAAGAUGGUCCUUGCUGGCUCCGGUGUGGACCACGCUCGCCUAAUCGAGUGCGCAGAGAAGCUUUUUGCGAACGUGCCUGUGGCUCCGGCAGAUACGCGAAUGGCGACCCCCUCGAGGCCUGAGACGCUUGAGCCGGUGAUCUACACGGGAGGACUGUACCCCCUCCCGAACCCGGAAUCAGAGUUUUCUUACGCGGCGCUGGCGUUUCCUACGGGUGGCUGGCACGAUGAAGACCUAGUUCCUAUCUGUGUCCUUCACACACUUCUUGGUGGUGGUGACAGUUUUUCUGCCGGUGGUCCUGGCAAGGGUAUGUACUCGCGGCUGUACACGAGCGUUCUGAACCGUUUCUACUGGGUUGAGUCUGCUUUCGCGUUUUCGUCCAUCCACGCGGAUGUGGGUCUGCUUGGCAUCUACGGUGCGUGCAUUCCGUCGCACACUAGCAACCUCGUGGCGCUGUUGUGCAACCAGAUGCUCAGCGUCGCCAACCGACCUGUCGAUGCGAUUGAACUUGCUCGUGCGAAGAACCAGCUCAAGUCGUCCGUGCUUAUGAACCUCGAGUCUCGUAUGAUCCUGUAUGAAGACAUUGGUCGUCAGCUACUAACCUAUGGUGAGCGUGAGACGCCCGAAUCGGUGUGUGCCAAGAUCGACCAGGUUACGGCUGCGGAUAUCCAGCGAGUCGUGAAGGAGGCGAUGCAGAACCCUCCUAGCCUUGUCUAUUCAGGCGACAUCCCUCAAUUCCCGCAGUACCAACAGGUUGUUGCUGGUAUCAAGGAAGGACUAAGCGAGUAA